AUGCCGCUGGAAAUCGUAACAUCCCCCCUACGAUCCUGGGAAAGCAGCAUCGCCAUACUCAGUGGCAGGUCAACAACGAGGCCUCUAGCAUGGCCUGAACCAGAGCUGUCUACCGGCCGCUUCAUAAGCAAAGUCGGCAAGGAGCUAUGCUGGGUAGCCAAAGGCCCGGCGAGAGACGCAUUUGCGGUGCUGGCUCCAAAGAUCAAGGCAUACCUCGAGAGGUCAGUCGAACCAGUAUCGAGCUGGGUUACUUGGUCCAUCUAUAUGUUCGGCAAAUCGGAAAAAAGUGCCAGUCCGGCCAUACUGUUUUGCUGCGAAGUCAUUGCGCAUCGCAAGCAGGUGAGAAGUGCAAUUAAAGAUAGUGGCAUACUCAAUGAGUUCCCUGGUAUCAAGACAGCCCACAUGCCUCGACCGCCCGACUUCAACCAGCUCGUUCAGCUGGCAGACGACAGCAUUUAUCAUCAUCCUGUCCUUGCGUCUCUUGCGAGCAACCCAUGCGGGAUGCCGUUGUUCGUCGAACAAAGCAUAGACGACGGACCUUGUUACAAACAAGCUACCGUCGGUGGCAUCAUCCAGCUGUCGGACAAGUUCUACUACACCACAGCAGGUCAUGUUCUCAGCUCCGACAAGAACACAUACACGGAGGGCGAGGUCAGCGACGACGAAUUUGAGAUUGACGAAGACGAUGAUGAGGUGGACGAGAUGGCAUCGACAGCUUGUGAGAAAACGUGGCGGUACGCAGAGCCACCGUUCUCGCCAAACAUACAAGAUAUACAAGCAAUACAGGAGGAAUCCGAAUAUACGAGCCGUCGGGUUCUCGAGGAAGGACCUUCAUCGAGCAUUUCCAUUCCUCCACGGCCUCUGGGACACGUCUAUCUAUCCUCCCUCGACGAACCAUCAUCUGGUCUCGACUAUGCCCUCAUCGAGGUGACCAAGCCCAUUCACUGCACCGCGAACAAAAUCCUCUCUUCAUCUUUUUCUGCAAAUGGCGAAGCCGAGAUUCAGCACGUCGUCACAGACGGUCCGAAGGACGUCAAGAUCCUUAGCUCCACCUCGAGAGGAACACUUACAGGUGUCAUGUCAGGCACUCCCAUGUAUGCCCGCCUCCCUAACAGCAGUCUAUACCAGGAUGUUUACAACGUCCUCUUGGACUCGCGGUUAGAAGCCGGAGACUGUGGCUCCUGGAUCAUCGACGCUGAGUCUGGGAACUUGUAUGGACACAUUGUGGCCGGGUCCCCGGAUUCGGGUGCUGCAAUUGUAAUACCUUUUGCACGGGUAUUCGAAGACAUAGAAGCACGAGUAAAGCAUCACCCUCAUCUGCCCCUCAUCGGAGCUACAUCUCUAUACAGCAUGGAUGAAAAAGUAGACCUUGUUUCGCAUCUGCAACACACAGAGUCCGUCACGGCAUCAUCUUCUAAACCACCAUCGAAGUACGACCAGGAGUGGACUCUCGACUUGAGAAGUCGUUUUGAGAAACAGUGGCGGAUCAAACUAUUGGAUGAACUGAAACUAUCACGGGCUGGCAACCAAGUUGCUAUCGAACCAGUUUCGUCUACCGAGGAUGAAUCCACUCCAUCAUAUAGUCCACCUAGAGAGGAAGAGUUGGUUCCGCCGUACACUGCAAUUGACACUGGAAAAGGAUUACUUCUGCCGACCCAAAACCGAAGACUAGUGCGGACGCCGUUGUUCCCCCAGCUUCCAGAUUUAAACGACUGGGAGUCCCGAAAGUUCCGCAACCUUCUGAUAUCUCUCUCCUUGUUCCCAACGAAGUACGAGAACCCAGGAUUACUCGACGAAGCUCUUGCCAGCGUCCCGCUAGAGAAACUCUAUGGCGAAGCUGAAGAAGAGUCAAUGUUAUUACAGGCCGAAGCAGAGUCAUGGGGCGAUGGACGACAGCCUGAGUGGGGAUACAGUGACUGCAUUAUCCGGGCAUUAUUGAGAUGGUUCAAAAGGUCGUUUUUUACUUGGGUGAACAAUCCGGCAUGUCCGACAUGUUUGUCUCCAACCAUUGCUAUGGGGCCUACCGAGCCCACCCCGGAAGAGUCAGCUUGCAGCGCUCGUCGCGUCGAGCUCUACAGAUGUUCAAAGGUAAACUGCGGAGCAUACGAGCGAUUCCCCCGGUAUAGCGAUGCUUGGAAACUACUCCAGACCAGAAGAGGGCGAACGGGUGAGUGGGCGAACUGCUUUACGAUGCUCUGCCGGGCCAUGGGCGCCAGGGUACGGUGGGUAUGGAAUAGUGAGGAUCACGUAUGGACUGAAGUAUACUCGGAACACAGGCAGAGAUGGGUUCACGUUGAUCCAUGUGAGGAAGCCUUUGAUCGCCCAACCCUAUACGCCGAAGGGUGGAACAAGCACAUGUCAUAUAUAAUAGCAUUCUCUAUUGAAGGCGCUACGGAUGUCACACGGCGAUAUGUUCGAAAGGCCAAGUAUGCGGCAAAGCGAGACCGUUGUUCAGAAGCAGUCCUUCUGUAUGUCAUGGAUGAAAUCAAAAGUCUCCGCCGCCAAGAUAUGAGUAAGGAGGAAAGAACCCGACUGGAAGAGGAGGACAGAUUUGAACAGCAGGAACUCAACGCCUAUAUUGUUUCGACUAUCACCUCUGAUUUUAUGGCCACGGGAUUGACUCGUGUUGAGGGUUCGUCACAAUUGCUCAAGUCACGGGGAGAGACAUCAAGGAACGGUCAGAAGCAGAGGAGUGGAGGAGUGGCAGGGGGACCUUUGGUUAUCCCUUAG
Molecule: messenger RNA, 2730 nt
Organism: Fusarium poae
Lineage: Eukaryota; Fungi; Ascomycota; Sordariomycetes; Hypocreales; Nectriaceae
Exons: 2
Coding region: 1-2730 (909 amino acids)
Biological process (GO): glycoprotein catabolic process; protein quality control for misfolded or incompletely synthesized proteins; protein deglycosylation
Cellular component (GO): nucleus; cytosol
Molecular function (GO): peptide-N4-(N-acetyl-beta-glucosaminyl)asparagine amidase activity
Source: RefSeq, a predicted model, not a curated record